Molecule: messenger RNA, 558 nt
Organism: Striga asiatica
Lineage: Eukaryota; Viridiplantae; Streptophyta; Magnoliopsida; Lamiales; Orobanchaceae
Source: the annotation of a GenBank genome assembly
AUGGCGAAGCUGAUUGCAAAGGUCGAGAAAACGGGAGCUUGUGCUGCGACUUUCGGUGAAGCUACAUUCGGACUGUUCGCUAGUCGAUCAAUUGACCUCGUAAAUGAUUUGAAAGAACUAGAUUUCACAUAUCAAAGGUUGAGGGAGUUGGCCGACAUUGAGAGAGCGUACAUAGCUUCACUAUGGCUUAUGUGCUAUGAAUGGCGACGCUACGGUGGUGAUUCUGGUCUUUCACUGAAGGAGUACAUUAACUUGGCCAUGCUCUCAUACGAGAACAUAGUUAAACCAAAUUUUAUGUUGGGCCUGGAUGACAAAGCACCAAAUUAUUGCUUGCUCAUUCAGAGCGACUAUUUUGAGGUGGUAUCGUUGGAGCGGUUUGAUGUAUUUGAUGCGAAUGGAAAUGAAAGGAAGGAGGUGCACUUUAUGGAGGGGUUGAUGUCUGUUGGGCUUGUGUCUAGACAGAUCGUCCGACUUGACAACGCCACCAAGCAACCAGUGAUUAACCCUUUCAAGGGCAAGCAUUUUCUAAAAUCUGUAAUAUUCACGGGUUUUCGGGCG